Molecule: messenger RNA, 456 nt
Organism: Lotus japonicus
Lineage: Eukaryota; Viridiplantae; Streptophyta; Magnoliopsida; Fabales; Fabaceae
Exons: 4
Coding region: 1-456 (151 amino acids)
Source: RefSeq, a predicted model, not a curated record
AUGGCCAAAAUCGAUGCCUCCAAAGAGACCUGGACAAUUGUUGCGAAAAUCAAUCGUCUAUGGCUAAGUCCGAGCUUAUAUGGCUCAAAGAUACCCUUUUCAAUGGACAUGAUACUUAUGGAUGACAAGGGCUGUAAGAUUCAUGCUACAGUUAGGAAGACUUUGAUUUAUCGAUUUCAGUCUUUGCUAACUGAAGGAAAAGUAUACCAGAUUUCAUUAUUUGGUGUUGAUGUAAUUGGAAUUCUGGCUAGAGCAAGUGGAGAACAAGAGUUCGAGAAAGAUGGUACUAAACAAAAAAGGAUAACUAUUGAACAUGACCAAGAUGGGGUUCGGGUUGAAUGUGUUUUUUUUGGAAAAUAUGUUGCUGAAGUCGUUGGUUAUCUUUCAUCUGUUGAUGCAACCAAUGCUGUUGUGGUUGUGCAAUGUGGCAAGAUAAAGGCGGUGAGAAUAAAUUAA